Messenger RNA from Astyanax mexicanus (Mexican tetra), 430 nucleotides. RefSeq names its product preproinsulin b (gene insb). The record is from RefSeq and is a predicted model, not a curated record. The coding region runs from base 64 to 390 and encodes 108 amino acids. Gene Ontology annotation, cellular component: extracellular region. Gene Ontology annotation, molecular function: hormone activity. Lineage: Eukaryota; Metazoa; Chordata; Actinopteri; Characiformes; Acestrorhamphidae. The transcript is spliced from 3 exons.
UGCUCCAGCAUCCCAACCACUUCACUGCUGAUCACGCCUGCGCUGUGUCUGACACGGCUCGCCAUGGCCUUGAUGCUGCAGGCAGCCCCAGUGCUCCUCCUGCUGGUCUAUUCUCCAGGUACCCACUCCGCUCCAUCUCAGUACCUGUGUGGCUCCAGCCUGGUAGAUGCUCUCUACUUCGUUUGUGGAGCGAGAGGCUUCUUUUAUGCCAACAGAGGAGAGAGGGACCUCGAGGCCUUGCUGGCUGUCCUUUCGCAGACUUCCCCACAUGAGAAUGCAGUGGAGGGAAGUCCUCUAAAGAAGGCGGAGCUGAAGGUAAAGAGAGGAAUUGUGGACCAGUGUUGCCACAGACCCUGUAGCUUCUCUCAUCUGCAGAACUACUGCAACUGACCAGCUGCUCAGAGUCCUCCAGCCACUCUGCUACUGAUUA